Aspergillus tanneri is the source of this 3261-nucleotide messenger RNA. RefSeq names its product PAP/25A associated domain family. The transcript has 4 exons. Gene Ontology annotation, molecular function: nucleotidyltransferase activity. The record is from RefSeq and is a predicted model, not a curated record. Gene Ontology annotation, biological process: RNA 3'-end processing. Bases 1 to 3261 code for a protein of 1086 amino acids. Lineage: Eukaryota; Fungi; Ascomycota; Eurotiomycetes; Eurotiales; Aspergillaceae.
AUGCCGUGGAACCUAUCCACCGACACGUCUUCAGAGGCAACUACUCGGCCACAAUUGACUUCGCAGCAGUCGAAUUCUCUCCCGUCGACGCCCUACCAACAUGCGCGAAAUCUCUCCUUCCACUCCCGCUCCCCCUCCCCCUCUCAUGGAAGCACGUCCCCUCGGUCCACGCAUUCCGAAUCCACGCACAUUCCGCCGUCCCUGCGAAAACCGUUCACCGGCUGCAAAUAUGAAACCGCUAUGGCUUUCUUUCGUAGGAGAAUGCCGUAUACGCUGGGCGCCGACUUGUUACCCGAGGAGAAGGAGGGACUCAGGGAAAGAUUAGAACCAGAGGUGGAAGAGAAGUUAACUGCGGAUAUGUUGGAGGCAUAUGACCGGUUACUGCCAUCGGCGGAGAGCGAUGAUCGGCGACGCCAACUUGUUCGCAAGCUGGAAAAACUCUUCAACGAACAAUGGCCGGGGCGCGAUAUCAAAGUCCAUGUUUUCGGUUCAUCUGGGAACAAGCUUUGUUCAAGUGACUCGGACGUGGAUAUUUGUAUAACCACGACAUAUAAAGAGCUUGAGCAUGUAUGCAUUCUAGCUGAGGUUCUCGCGAAACAUGGCAUGGAGCGUGUUGUUUGUGUCUCCCAUGCAAAGGUUCCAAUCGUCAAGAUCUGGGAUCCGGAGCUACGUCUGGCAUGUGACAUGAAUGUCAACAACACGUUAGCACUGGAAAACACGCGUAUGAUUCGGACCUAUGUGGAAAUCGAUGACCGCGUACGGCCUUUAGCUAUGAUUAUAAAACACUGGACGAAACGGAGGAUACUCAACGAUGCUGGACUUGGAGGUACGCUAAGCUCCUACACGUGGAUAUGCUUAAUUGUGAACUUUCUACAAACACGAAAUCCUCCGAUUCUCCCCAGUCUUCAAGCUCGCCCCCACAAGAAAAGACUAUCGCCCGAAGGAUUAGUCUGCUCGUUUGAUGAUGAUCUCAACAAUCUGCUUGGGUAUGGACGAAAGAAUAAGCAGUCACUAGGUGAUCUGCUUUUUCAGUUUUUCAGAUACUAUGGCCAUGAACUCGACUAUGAAAAAUACGUUAUUUCUGUCCGAGAGUCCAAACUGAUCUCCAAAGAGGAUAAGGGUUGGCACUUGCUGCAAAAUAACCGCUUAUGUGUCGAGGAGCCAUUCAACACGUCCAGGAACCUAGGGAAUACCGCCGAUGAUACGUCGUUUAGGGGCGUACACCUGGAAAUUCGCAGAGCGUACAAGGCCGUGUCAGAAGGAAAUUUAGAGCAUUGUUGUGAGCAGUACCAGUAUCCGCCUGAGGAAGAGCGUUCGUGGGAGAGGCCCCAACCACAACCACGACCCAUUUUAGCACCUCCACCUCACCCUUCUCGGGGUGGUCGUGGUGGCGGCCGUGGUGGACGGCAUUCGAACCAAUACACUCGUGGUGGACAUUCUGGUGGUCGACGGUCAUCGAAUACCCCGAAUAAGUCGAACAACUUUCGCCAAGCAGCCAACGGCAUGAGUGCAUCGGAGCUCUCCCUUCAGGCCCAGCAGGCACAAUACCUAUUGCAUGAUCAUCUCUACCAGCAAAUUCAGAUACUCCAGGCCCAAGAGCAGGAGCUCCGACUACAGCUGCAAAACCAGGCCCUUCUCACAGGGAGACCACCACCUGUGCUGAUCCGUCAGCCCUUCAUCCAGUUCCCAAUGCCCCAACAACAGGAGUCUGCGGGAGACGAUAAUUCUCGAACAAGAUCUGGAACGGUAAAUCUUACGCCCCAGAGCACACCCCAGCGCCAGCAUUCUUAUUACGGUUCCCCCUAUCUUCCAGUUUCUGUUACAGGCGUGCAAGGCAGCACUACAAACCCACCAUCCCCAUCAGCAGCUGCUGCCACGCCAGAUCUUCGGCGUAAUCCGCGUCGGUCGUCCGUUGCAAAUGGAUCGCCAGGCGGGUCAUUAAGGGCGCACUCACAGCCUGCAAGGACCGUUAAUUCUCUUCCAAGCUACGCUCCGAUAUACUCAAUCGUACAGCCAGUCGAAAGCCCCCAGAAUUCAAAGCAACGUAAUGCUCCGGGUUCCCCUGACGGUACACAGAGUGAAGAGGAGAACGCUUUCAUGCCUAGCAGCCUGCCCAAUGUGACCCGUUCUACGUAUUUUGAUGAAAAUCGACCAACUGAGUAUAUGGGAUACUACCUCGCCACCUCUCCACAAUUACAAGCGUAUCAUCAGAAUGCCAUGCUAUCACCUUUAUCGGCACCUGUGGGAUUGGCCUUGCAGAAUGGUGGUGUCGUUCCAUUUCUUACGAAUUCGCAGGAAUACAUGUCGUCAGUGGCACCAAAUGAGAUGGUUGGUCAAUCGCCAGAGUACGGUGCGACACAGAAGCCCAAGUCUGCUUUUUCGCAACACCGUACCACUUCAAGACCUGCGGUGUCUCUUGAUCGUGGUGGUCCCUUAAUCGUGGAUGGCUCGGUGCCCCUAAGCGAGCCCCGUAACUCCAUUUCGGUCGAAGGUUAUGAUCCAUAUGCUACUAUGAGCCACUGUACGUCUAAUUCUGACGAUCAUAAUACGGACACACCUGCUAGUGUUUCCGAUUCGUUCUCGCAAGACUUUCAAGACAACAGCUCGGUAGACAUCGAUCAACCGCCGUUCUAUGGCCGACAGGGGCUCGAUAUCCAUAAACCUGGAAGUUCACCCGAUGUUUUUAUGAAUGGGCAAGGCGGGAAACCUAGUCUACUUUCGAGUCGGCUACAAAAUUUGCACCUCUCAAAUAGCGAGAACAUCACCGAACCAUCGUCGUCAUCGAGGACGAUGCCAGAAAAGCCAAGAGCAGUCCAUACUCAUCAUGAAUUGGGAAAAGAGGCUUCUCGUCAGAGGCAAUUGGCCGCAGGAGAGAAAGCGGCGUCUAGCCCCGGGACGUUGUCAGCGAUAGAGUUGCAUGUUCCUUCAACAGGAAAACGCCGGCCUAAUGGCGUUGAUGCUUCCGAAAAAACUAACGGCAGUGGCCAUAAACCAAGGCCCAAGGGUCGUCCUGAUAAUUCUCAUAAUUCGUCUGCUGGAUCAGGUGACAGCAAAGAACGAGGCGCCAACCACCAAACACGAAGAUCCAAUGGCGCUACCUCGACAACACAUGAUUCGAACGCCAGUCAUGUAAGUAGCGGCUGGCAAAUGACCAAAAAGAAGCAGAGGAAGAAUGCAAAGCCGCCCGCGGAGCACAGACAGGUUGUCCAUGGUGGUGCUGAGCCGCUUCCUGCGGAUGAGUCCUUAAGAAAAGGUGGAUGA